AUGCAAUUUACAAUCAUCAAUCCAAGAAAACGAAGACAUGUGUUAAACGACACUUCAGUGAACAUCACAAUACAUGACGUGAGAAAAGAAAUCAUGAGACAGUUUGAACAACUUAUGCCCCUCAAGUACUGCAAGUCAAGUGAAAAGGUUUGUCCUGCAGGAUCCCCCGGACUCCCUGGUACCACUGGGUCGAAGGGACCGCGUGGCAGGAGGGGACCAAAGGGAAAGAAGGGCUCUCAAGGUCCCAUUGGACCACCUGGAAAAUCCGGAAAAACAGGAAUGACGGGUCCUGCGGGACCGAGAGGAGUAAAAGGAGCCCAGGGAGAGCCUGGGCCAAAAGGCAUGCCGGGGCCACCUGGAAGGCCUGGUAAAACGAUAUCUGCACCACAAGUAAUGUUGUCACCGGCAGAACAGACAAGGGAUGAAGGAGGGAAUACGACUUUUUAUUGUACAGUUGGAGGAAAUCCUCCCCCUGUCGUUGAAUGGCGGUGCAAGGGUAGAAAGCUUGUGUCAGGUGCGAAGUAUUUGAUUAAAAAAGGAGAGUUGAUCGUUAGAAACCUGAACUACAGCAACGCUGGACAGUACACUUGUGUCGCUCGAAAUAUUCUUGGAUAUUCUGAGGGCAUUGGCAACUUGUCUGUUCGAGGUAAGAGGUGCAUUAAGUUUGUUAAUAUUAAUAUUAUGCUACUUGAUUUUGUUUAAUUUACACUCUACGCUUCAUGGAUUGAGAAGCAUCAUCGUUUAAUCUUGCAAUUUUGUCUUGUCCCUCUCUUUAAUUCCAUUAAUUUAUAUUCCUUAUUUUUCAUGGACCACUCUGAAUUGUGCGUCCUACACCCGAGACUUUUCUUGCUUGCUUGCGCGAAAAAUAAGAACUGUUCUUAAAGGGUAAGACACGAGAUGAUGAUGAUUAUGAUGAUGAUGACGACGACGAUGAUGAUGAUAUUGAUGAUAGUGAUGAUGAUGAUGAUGAUGAUGAUGAUGAUGAUGAUACACUUAGGUUUUGUGUUUAGAAACACCGGGCAAGAGUUCGAAUCAAGAAUGUUGACUAAAGUAUAGGUUUCACUUCAAAUCAUCAUCAGACAACUAGCUUCGAUGUCAGAACUAUAUAACUAUCUACUGAAGAGACCUAAUGUGAAAGAGUCUGUAAAAACUCAGGACUCAAAGCUAGCCGUGGACUUUUCUUAUUCAAAUGAGGGCCUCUUUUGCUGAAAAUCGCACGUUCCUUCUGUUGUUACAUAUUAUGGUUCAAGGUCUCAAGGUUUGUUUAUAGUGGAAAGUGCAUUUAGCUUAUCCAGCUAGUUUACAUAGACACACCAUUCGACAAAUAAUUAGAAACAAGUAAUCAACAGUAACAAUUAAGAUUAAAAACCCCAUCUAGCGCCGGCGGGAUUCAAUCUGGGUUGGCCUUCUACAGGCGUUCCCAGGAAUUUGAACUUGAGACGCGACCAGAGAACUAAUCCAGCAAGGUUACAAAUGACAUUCGAACCAUACCCCCCCGAGACCCCACCCCCCCUCCCUCCCCGAGUCCGACGUAGUGAUCACCCGACUAGGCUGCCAAUAGAUCGUUUUCACUGUCACGCAACGAAAAAAUAAAUUGGAAACCGUCCAGUGGAAGAGGCCAAGAAAAUGAAAUGUUAUAAAAGACUAAUAUAUAAACAAUUUUUCCAAGUCUCAGGUCUUUGUGGCCCACACUUUCUGAGUUAUUUGCCGAAACGUUUUGUAUGGAUACGCCAUAUUGGUGUACCGUUUUGGUGCACCAAUAUGGCCGCCGGAAAUCAACAAAAACACUCGGAGUUCACUUUUUCUAUAAAAGCUCUUUCUUUUCACUCGAGAACUAGCAAACGUGCGCAUAAACAUAUCUUUUAAUACUUGAAAUGGUUGUACUGUUGAAAAUCAAGAGGAGAGGCCUUUUUUUUACGAGACAGCAUUCCUAUUUUCAUGAUUUUUGUGUCACGCACUAUGGAAACUCAGUCGAAAGUUCAAAUUGCUCUGUUUUCGAAAUGAAACAUGCUACAGGAACGGAAACUUGUACAAAGAUUUACUUUUUGUUUAUCUUCAACCUAUUGUAAAUAAGAAUUCGUACAACCUUGCUAAUGCCUUUACAAUUUGAUGACGUCACUGUGAAAACCAUCUAUUAUCAUUUGCAUAAAUGUAUCGCCUGAGAUACUGAGCGGGUAAUAGUUUUUUCUUAGUAACUAAAAGCGUUAGGAAGAGUCUCUCGAGCAUCUGUUUUCUUACCGAAUUUUCUCAAAACGUUUAGCUUUCAGUAACAGAUACCCAAAUCUUAAUAUAAGACCUUCCUUGCUGUUACUUAAAACCAAGUCAAAGAGCACGUACCAGUUAUAAUUAUUUCUAACCAAACGGAAAUAACUCUCUUAAAAAUAAUGAAAACAAGUGGAAAUCAUUGCUGGCUGCCUUUUCUUUUUCAAUAAAUUAGUUUUUGAAACUGUAAAUAGGUAUUAUAGUACACAUCCUGAGCAUACAUAUAUAUGGAUUCCCUGUUUCGUAAUGAAGUUUGUUAGAAUGUUUUUAAGCGUUUUUAUUAAGCUCAUUAGCUCUAGCUAGCUCUGGGUGUGGAGACUGGGUAAGUAAUGAGUGACAAGAUUUCAAGGAAAGAAAGAGAAUUUUAUUGCCUUUUUCUUUCUAUAAAUUACAAUUUCCUUUUCAGGUCUUCCCAUCUUCACAACAGUUCCACCUUCACUUGUCUCACCGGCACAAGGUACUAAAUUUCAAGCAAAAUGUCAAGCUGAAGGAUAUCCUCGCCCCGUAAUAACCUGGAUUCGAUCGGUACUGUUGCCUUUACCUGCUGGCAGAACUGAGGUAAAUCAAGGUACACUCACCAUUAAGAACUUAAGUCCUGCUGACAGUGGUUUGUACGACUGCGUAGCAACUAACAUUAUGGGUACAAAGAAGACAAGGAUCAACGUGGUAGUGCAACGUCGUUCAGGUUUGUAUUAACCGAUUCUCAUUAGAGGCUAAUUGUUUAUGCGGUCUGUUACCGGUUUAGAGUUGAUUUUCAGUGAUGAGGUAGAACUAUCUGUCUGCCAGGAUUUGCUAAAACGUACCUCCAGCUAUUUUUCCCAACAGUUUCAUUUGAGGCUUGUUUACUAUUUUUCUUUGUUAGGACACUUUCAGUACACAAAUCCUCUAACAAACUACAGUAGACAUAAAAUCUUGUGUUUAGAAUGCUGUUUAUCACAUCUUUCUUCACCCCCCUCCUCUUCGGCCCUUCCCUCCCCAACAACGACCACCACUGCCUGCGAUCAUUUUCCAUAACUCUGUCCGUGCGAUGGAAAAAAAUUUAUUUGAAAUCAACGCGCGCGAUAUAAGUUGUUUUCCGCGGUCGGUUAAUGCUCUAGAUUUCUUUUCGGCCUGGGGUAAAGUUUUCCAGAAGGCAUCAUUAAGCCUUAUGAUGGAAUGAGUAUCAUCACGAUUGGCAAAGUCUGCCGCCAUCCAAAGUAAUUAAGGACGUCAACCAGAAGUGGACUUUUUGCAUCAUUAGGCAGUGGUUUGGUUAAAACUCUCGGGUAAUUGUCUUUAAAAGAAAAAAGAAAGUCGGCAAUGAAAAUGUCAAGUGUUAGCGUCAAGGCGUAUAAAACUUUGGGAGAAGACCUCACUGAGUCCGGUUGACGUGUGUCGCUCAAAAACGUCUUUGCUUAAACUCCCUACAAAAGAUAAUUAUAGUCAGUCAUGCAAAUAAAGUUAUUGUUGGUGUUGUUGUUGUUGUUGUCGUUGCUGUGGCUACACGGGUAAAACACUAACCUCGGGCUCGAAACUUGAAGGUAUUACAUGUAUAUUGCGAGCUCUAUUGCUUUAGGCGGUGACGAGUCCCCGGCCUCAAAAAGUAUGUUGUAGGGGUCAAAUCUAUUCGGCGAGAGCAAAACUAAUGCUGAUUUCUGACAGGGCUUGAGACUUGAGUUAAAAAUUGUUUGGAAGAGGGACACUCUUGCAGCUCUAUGUCGUUAGUCUACAUCCGAGAUCUUAAAUAAAUCGACUGAUUCGCUAUCAGGAAAGUUUAUUAAUGUGGCGAUUUAUGCAGAGAAAGCGAGAGUUAUCGAGAGAGGGCAAUUUGAUGAUGGCUUUACGUUGAAGUCGUGAAAAACAACGGCCAAGAAAUGUACAAAAAGUGUGCUGCAAGUGCAAAGUUGUUGUCGUUGUUGUUUUUUUUUUUUUUGCUCAUUAGAUUUGCCGUUCUCGUUGCCGUCGCCAUUUAACAUUACAUUAUUUAAUGUUUUUGUUUGAGUGAGCUCUAUGUAUAUUAUCGAAACUUUGCUUUCAGCCCUUAUUUAAUUGACACGAGGUUUACAUACUAAACAUUUAGUUCAGUUAUGCCCGUUCCGGGAUUUUAUGUAGAUCAUCUUAUCCAGAGCUAUCCAUUUACCAUUACAAGUUAGGACAGUGCGAGUCAUGCGAAAAAAUAUAUUUAUGUAAAAACAAACGAAAAAGCAGUAAUACGGAAAAAAAAAACAACUGAAAGCUGUACUAACCGUUGUAAGUGAGUGUUUAACCUUAAACAGCGCUUAACCCUUCGACGACUGCUGUCGUUUUCGUUCCAUAUUGAACGAUGCAUAUCUUCCUUUCUGGACCCAUUUAGCUUUCCGUUUAGGUUAAUAAAUUGGUAAGCAACAACGUCAGCAAAGAUAGAUCUCUUCUGCAAUACCUCGUUUUGGAUAUUCUGACCAACCCUGACAGAGUUACACUUGCAAAAACAGGUGACAAGGCCAAUUUCGUCGUUUACUCACUACUCUUUGAAAAUUAAAUUUGUCGCUUUCCUAACAAGUUAGCCAGCCACAAUUCCGUGCAAAAGAAAGAUGAUAAAGUAGGCAACAAUAAAGGCGGAAAAGAAGGGAAAAAAGAGAGCGAGAGAGAAAGACCAAGAUAGAUUGGUAAAGAGAGUCCAAAUUUUGGCUUUGCGCAUGCGUGGAAUACAGAAAAAGCGGUUUAAUUUCUCCAGAUUAGUCGAAAAAUAUGCCUUUUUCUUGCAAAACUCGUUUUUCGCAAUUCCUAUGCUAAUUAGCCAAAAACCAGUCCAAAGAAGAGGAACUGGUGAAAAAUUCGGUUUUUUUAUUGCUACUUGCCGGCCGUCAUAAAAGGGUUAAACCAAAUCUGUAACAAGUGAGCGCUUAACCCUGGGUCGGCGUCAGUAAAAUGAGCGCUUUAUAACCUUAAUCAGUGAGGGUCGAUCAAGACUGCGUAAUUCUGCAAAUAUUCCAGCAGCAAAACCUGACAUACCCAAAAGAAACUAUAUAAGUAGAAAAUGUUUUGCAAUUUGAUAAAACCAUGUUUUUCCAUGGCUCGCUUGCUCGCAGAUUGUACGGCUCCCAACACUAACGACCUUGGUUUAAAAUCGAAUAAGAGUGUUCUUGACGCGGUAACAUUCGAAAAUAGCAACUUUCUGCAAAGGCUUUAUUGAAUUUAAACCGCAGGUUGAUCAACUCGAGUCCCAUUCACCACUCUUUUUUCCAUAUUUUAAGGAAGUCGAGAUUAUGAUUAUUAAUCUUUUUUUCUAAGGUUUUGAAGACUCCGUCGUUGUGGGAAACAGCAGAAACCACUUGACUUCGUUAAGCAACUGGCUAGCACCUGUGGCUAAAGGCGUUUAUUCUCUCUGGAAGCGCUGUUGGCAUGCAUCUGUGGACGGUUGGGCUGGAAGUACUUUCCACUCACGAUGUGAUGGCAAGGGACCGACUGUAACAAUAAUAAGGGUUGGAAAAUAUGUUUUUGGAGGAUACACCAGUAUUUCAUGGGGUAAAAUAUUGUUGUUGAGAUAG
Molecule: messenger RNA, 5768 nt
Organism: Porites lobata
Lineage: Eukaryota; Metazoa; Cnidaria; Anthozoa; Scleractinia; Poritidae
Source: the annotation of a GenBank genome assembly